Molecule: messenger RNA, 1611 nt
Organism: Aspergillus aculeatus ATCC 16872
Lineage: Eukaryota; Fungi; Ascomycota; Eurotiomycetes; Eurotiales; Aspergillaceae
Product: fungal specific transcription factor domain-containing protein
Exons: 5
Coding region: 1-1611 (536 amino acids)
Biological process (GO): DNA-templated transcription
Molecular function (GO): DNA binding; zinc ion binding
Source: RefSeq, a predicted model, not a curated record
AUGAUCUUAUCCUCCGAGAACGAAACUCCAUCCUCAAGACUCCAAGAGACAAGCGACAACAGCCUCCUCCGCAAUGACCGACCCCUCGACAAUCCGCCCGUGGGCCUACACUUCGCCGGGCGAAGACAGCCCCCGCUGACCUUGAUCUGGGGGGUUCCGACCUUCUCGCCUGAGGCAAAGCACUGGGUUUCAUGCACCACUGGGCAGACUAUGGCCUUUGCCAAGGUCUAUGACGAGGGCGCACCGGGAGAACGGCUGGUCUGCCUCGACGCCGAGAUCAUCCGCAUCAGGUCUCAAACGACGGAUAUCUGUAGCCUACCCCGACAAGCCCUAAUCGAGUCAGUCCUGCAGGCAUACCAGUCCUCCCACCUCCGCAGCCGAUACCCGGUGGUGGAGCCCAUCCUGUUCCGAACUACAAUUGCCUCCGCAUAUAACCAGGACGGACUCACCCUGGACACGCGCAAUGCCAGUAGCCGAGCCUGUGUUUGCGCCUCCUUGGCCUUGAUUCCCUUGAUCUUGGAAGACUACCAUGCCCUCUCCCCGGCCGAGUGUGACACCUUCGCGACCAAGGCCAAAUGUCUCAUGGCGGAAGCGCUCAACGGGCCUCCCUCGUUGGACUGUUUACAAGCCGCCGUCAUGUUGAGCCUUCAUGGAAUGAUCACCAGAUCCCUUCAGACGGCAAUUUAUUUCAAUACCAUAGCGGCACGUUUGGUGUUCAUGCUGGGUGGACACAUCACUGAUCACGAGAUUGAUGCUUCGUCGCCAGAUUUUGACCCAUGCGCGGCCAGUCACGCCCGGAACCUAUUCUGGCUUUGUUACUUGACAGACAAAGGCUUGACCUUUCGUUGUGGUCAGCCGCCUGCAAUCGACGAUUCACAGUGUGACCUGCCCUUACCCCCCCACUAUACGCAAAACGUGUAUCCGACGGUCGGUCUUUCAACGCACGACCUUCCGGAUACCAUCAUCUUUCCAUUUGACAUUCGCCUGGCGAUGAUCAAGAGCAAGAUCUUUGCCAAUAUGUACUCGGCAUCAUCGCUCCGCAAGUCCCAGUACGCAAUCGAACAGAGUAUUCGCGAGAUUGAACAGAACCUCGGAAACUGGAGAAACUCGAUACCUCCUUCCUGGCAACCGCCCCCGGUUGGUCUUAUGACUGAGCAUGCGGUUACGCUUCGCCCGCCGCCUAACAUUCUCCUGACCUGGUUUGAGUAUUAUCAGUGCGCAUGCAUGUUACACUUGGUCCGCGGCCAUUAUGGGAUUUCGGUGGUCUCUGUGGAGGCCAGUCGACGGAUCCUCCGUCAUCUAGAAUUCGCUGUAUCCUUCCAAUCGUCUGAUGCCUCAUGGAUCGCUACCUUCUCCGUGCCCUUGGCCUCCAUCGUUGUCUUCUGGAGUAUCCUGCAGGAUCCAUCGAAUGCCUCCGCUCCAGACGAUGUCCAGCUACUCUUAUCGGCCAGCGGUUACCUUGCGACGUGUCACCGGACUCUUAGACUGCCGGCACCUAUCCUCCAACAUUUCACCUCCAUGUCCCAUUAUAUUGGGGAAUUCUACCGACUGGGUUUCGCGGCUACCUCGUCCUCGGUUCUGGUCCCGAAUAUUCACCUGCGGGCGCACUGA